Molecule: messenger RNA, 1683 nt
Organism: Rhizophagus irregularis DAOM 181602=DAOM 197198
Lineage: Eukaryota; Fungi; Glomeromycota; Glomeromycetes; Glomerales; Glomeraceae
Source: RefSeq, a predicted model, not a curated record
GUGUUGAUGAUACAGAGAAUAAAAUUACAGUAUAUUUUAGGUCAUAUUUGACGAUCACAAAUAUUAUUUAUGAAAUACUUGAAUUUAAUUUAAGUGAUAAUGAUAAUAAUAUAAACUUAUUAGAAGAUAAAUUGAGCACAUGGAAGAAACAAUUACCUCAUUAUUUAUCUAUUGAUGAAGCAAAAGGACUUGAUAAAGUUUAUGAUGAAACGACAAUCGAACAUCUUCGUAUUUAUCUUUGUAUUCUUUAUAAUUAUGCAAUGAUUAGGAUUCAUCAUCCAAAUAUUCCAUUCAAUAAUGUUAGCUUGAAUGCUUGUACAUUAGCAGCAAAUAAUAUUACAUCACUUGUUAAUGAACAAUUUGUUAAUGUGAUUAAUAGUAAGAAAUUUAUUAUUCAUUGCGCUUUAUAUGCAGGUUUCAUUCACAUUUAUAAUUUAAAAGAUCAAUUACGAUCCAAGGAUUCAAGAAGAAAUAUCGCAUUUACAAUAAAAUUUUUUCAAAAUAUUCUUAAUGUUCCAUCGUUACAUCAUACUCAUUAUAGUAUUAAGAAUUCGAUAGCAAUUUUUGCGGUACAAUUAGAAGAUAUGUCAGAAAUUGAAGAUUAUAUUAAUGAUAUAGUUAAAUCUGCAUUAGUUUUAAUAUCAGGAAAUUCUGGAAAUAAUUCUUCUUUAAAUGAAAGUCCUAUUUCAUCAACAAGUUCAAAUGAGGAGUCGAGGAAUAUUAAUAAUAACAAUAAUAAUAAUGUAAACAAUAUAAUGCAAGAUAAUUCACCUAUAAAUUUAGGAAUUAAAAAACUUAGUCCAAUACAGCAAUCAGCACAACCAGGAAUUAGUUUACUUGCACAAACUGCUGCUACUAGAUCACCACAUUUUGGUUCUUUAAAUCAUGGAUCUACUGGAUUACAACAAUCACAACAAAUGAAUCAACAAUCACAACAGCAGCAAACUCAAUCAAUUUUUGCAGCACCUACACCAUUAGAUCCACCAGUUACAAAUCCUGCUAAAAUUGAUAAUACGAAUACUUUAAUGUCAGAUAUUAAUUAUACAUCUGCUCAUUAUAUUCAUCAACAUUCCAAUCAACCUAGACAACAUGAUAAUAAUUCAACAUGGCAAUCGAAUUAUAAUAAUUAUCAGCCAUGGUCACAUCAUCAAACUCAGCCACAUCAAAAUGUUCAACAACAGAACACAAUUUCACCAACAGGAAAUGAGGCUCAAACGAUGAUGGUAAUAAAUAAUAGUCCGGUUACUACAACAUCACCGUUAAGAAUGACAUCUUCGAAUUCAUCGUCAUUAGCACCACUUUUAAUUGGAACAAGUAAUACAAAUACAACAUUUACUUCAGCACAAAUGCAUUUUCCUUAUCAAAAUUCCGCACUUCCAUCGAUGUCAUUUUUACAAUCACAAACAUAUCAGGCUUCUAAUAAUACCAGUGCACCGUCAACUAUUGGAAUUGGCGGAAAUUUUGUUGGUGGAAAUGAUAUAUCAACAGGACUUGCACCUAUGACAGGAAUGUUAGGAAAUAGUGGAGGAGUUACAAAUGGAAUGAUGUCAACAUCCGAAAACUCGGGUUCCAUGUUAAUUGAUAGUCAAGGUAAUUCUACGGGUGAUUUAGAUGCGCAGCAACAUCAUCAUCAUCAUCACCAUCAUCAAAAAAAAGUAUUCGGCUAUCCGUCGUAUUAAAUUA